ACCAAUAGAUUUAGAGUCCUAGAUCCAAUCUGCUUGUUGAGUUUAUUAUUGAUAACUGACUGUGAUCACGUUCAGUUAAACGUUCACCGUGUUGAACCCUGCAGUUCUGAGUCGGAGCUCUGUAAAUUGUGAGCACAGCACUGAAUGGAACCUAGAAAUGGCACUGCAGGUGAGAGUGAGAUUUGCUGCAGUGCUCCUGUCCGCGUUUCUGCUAUUGUGGGCCGUCUAUCGUCCCUGCCUUGCAGUUGCACAACCCAGUGAUUCCGAGAUGUCAGCGGCAUGUCCUCCCAAAGGAUCGUGUUGCAGCGCUUGCUUCCAGGGUCCCGCGGGACCAGCUGGCCUGCCUGGGAUUCCAGGCGUACCCGGUAAUAACGGCCUCCAGGGGUCAAUAGGUCAAAAAGGUGAGCCUGGCUCGGGUCUAACUGGACCCAAGGGAGACAUGGGUGAUCACGGUCAGAAGGGGGAGCAAGGAGAGCCGGGGGUUCAGGGACUCGUUGGUCAGCCAGGGAAGCUUGGGCCGGCAGGUCCUAGCGGAGAGAAGGGGGAGAAGGGAGGAAAGGGUGAGCCUGGAGAAUCGACCUACGUGACCCCAACACCGCCCUCUGUCGUCGCUUUCAGCGCUAGCCUGGGUGGUGAUUUUACAGGAAAUAGUGGCGAUGUGGUUUUUUUAACAACAUCAAAACGAACAUCGGAGACGCGUACGAUUCGGAAACCGGAGUAUUCACCUGUCUCACCGCUGGGGUUUAUUUCUUCAGCGUGACUAUCAUGGGAUAUUCCUCAGGACC
Messenger RNA from Patiria miniata (bat star), 785 nucleotides. RefSeq names its product otolin-1-like. NCBI's taxonomy places the organism in Eukaryota, Metazoa, Echinodermata, Asteroidea, Valvatida, Asterinidae. The record is from RefSeq and is a predicted model, not a curated record.